AUGGGAACGAUGCCCAACGCGGCAUUCAUGACCCAACAGCGCUCCGGGCAGCCGGCCUACUACAACCUCCAUCAACAUCACCCCGGGCAGGUUAUGCUGAUGAUGCAGCAACAGCCGAGUUCAGCUCUUGCCGAUGACGUUGUGCUGCCAACUUCCACGCUGACACAUACCAAUCGCAACACUCAGAUUAACGCCGACAACUAA
Messenger RNA from Hydatigera taeniaeformis, 204 nucleotides. The record is from the annotation of a GenBank genome assembly. Lineage: Eukaryota; Metazoa; Platyhelminthes; Cestoda; Cyclophyllidea; Taeniidae.